This is a messenger RNA of Fusarium subglutinans, 912 nucleotides long. Its product is annotated as alcohol dehydrogenase. NCBI's taxonomy places the organism in Eukaryota, Fungi, Ascomycota, Sordariomycetes, Hypocreales, Nectriaceae. The record is from RefSeq and is a predicted model, not a curated record. The transcript has 4 exons. The coding region runs from base 1 to 912 and encodes 303 amino acids.
AUGUCCGAGUUGGCAAGUCCGCCCUGGCUUCUCGAGAGGGAAGAAGCUCUUCCCGUCCUCAAGUAUGCCUUCGACAAUGGCAUCAACACGUGGGAUGUAGCCGAUACAUACUCAAAUGGAGAAUCAGAGAGGAUCCUCGGCGCGGCUAUCAAACACUACGACAUUCCUCGUUCGAAGCUCGUCAUCAUGUCCAAGUGCUUCCAGUUUGUCGAUGAGGAGAAGGGCCCUAUAGAUCCUGCAACUCUCACCAGUAAUGGUGGUCCUCGAGUCAACAGAGUUGGCCCGUCUCGAAAACACAUUCUUGACGCGGUGAACCAGAGCGUCGAACGACUGGGAACCUACAUCGAUGUUUUGCAGAUUCACAGGAUGGAUCGUGAUGUUCCGCCAGAGGAGAUUAUGAAAGCACUCAAUGAUGUAAUCGAAAGCGGAAAGGUUCGGUACAUUGGCGCCAGCUCGAAAAACGGUUGGCACAAGUUCAUCUCCAUGCAAGGUCUAUAUAACCUUCUCUACCGUGAGGAAGAACGAGAAAUAAAUCCUUACUGCAACUACGCUGGUAUUGACCUCUUCCCCUGGUCUCCACUUGCCGCAGGAGUUCUUGCACAUCCCUGGACCGACAGAACAGAUGGCCGAGUGCAGAAGGAUCCCUUUCUCAAGCUUCUUUUCCGUGGAGAAACCCAAGACGCUGACAAAGCUAUUGUUGACCGUGUUGAGGAGUUGGCCAGGAGGAAGGGUGUCGCCAUGGCUCAGAUCGCGCAGGCCUGGCUGAUUUCCAAGGACUGCAUGCCUAUAUGCGGCUUGGAGAGUAAAGGAAGAAUCGAUCAGGCAGUGGAAGCCCUUCAAGUAACACUGAGCGACGAGGAGAUCAGGUAUCUCGAGGAGCUGUAUGUUCCCAAGGUGCCAUUUCCUUUCUAA